AUGAACUUGUCAGAUAUUAAAAGAUCAUCCAGUGUAGGCAAAUCAAUUAACACUCAGUCAACGUACUCUUCAAAAGGCUCAAAUAAAUUUACUUACUUUACUGAAACAAAGAGCAAAAAAAUUGAUAAAUCGAUUAAUGUUCCUUUAAACAGUUGGAGAGAGUUGUCCUUAUUCGAAUUGGUUGAUGAAGCAAUAAUUUUGUUAAAAGAAAACAAAUCCGCAAUUAAUGAUUAAUAAAAAUUUAAGAGAUUGAUUACGCAAUACCAAAACUUCAAAUAAACUAAUCAAAUAAAGCAAAUGCUAUUCUAAUAAAGAUCUAGAAUAAUUAAAACUAAUAUAGAAAAUAUAAUAUUGUCAUAAAACGACUUUUAAAAUUAUUUAUAAGGAGUAUAAAAAUGA
Messenger RNA from Paramecium tetraurelia, 399 nucleotides. RefSeq lists its product as uncharacterized. The record is from RefSeq and is a predicted model, not a curated record. NCBI's taxonomy places the organism in Eukaryota, Ciliophora, Oligohymenophorea, Peniculida, Parameciidae. The transcript is spliced from 2 exons.